Molecule: messenger RNA, 974 nt
Organism: Meloidogyne enterolobii
Lineage: Eukaryota; Metazoa; Nematoda; Chromadorea; Rhabditida; Meloidogynidae
Source: the annotation of a GenBank genome assembly
AUGGUAACACAUAAAUCGGUAAUACAAACAAUGACAAUGGUCAGUUCUGUUUAUCAACCUCAAAAUGCUUAUUGUAUUGUUGUGGAUGAUAAAUCUAGUGAUAAAUUUUUGAAAAAGAUACAGAUGCUGGCUGAUUGUUUUCCGAAUAUUUUUGUUUUGAAUGUUGGCACAAUUGAAUGGUGUAAAUUUGGUGUUGUACGUGCUGUUUUUUCUUGUUUGAAGUAUUUAACAGAAAAAAAUCAUAAUUGGAGAUAUUUACAAUAUCUCAGCGGUGUUGAUCUUCCUUUAAAAACAAAUUUGGAGAUGGUGAGGAUAUUUAAACAAUUAAACGGCACAAUAAACGCGGAUGUUUUGCCCUUUGAAAGGUACAGAGUGAGAUUGACUAAGGGUUCGAUAAAACCUCCACUAACCCUUUGGAAGUCAAGCCUUUCCGCUUUAAUCAGUAGAGAAGCUGCUGAUGUAAUGGUAAAGAGUGAUAAAGUGAAAGAUUUGUUAAACUAUUUACAAUAUACUUGGUGCAGUGAUGAAAGUCUAUGGGCAACUAUUGCAGGGAAUCCGGAAGAAUUAAAAAUUCCUGGAGGUUUUGACGCCAAAUUCUUUUACUAUAGUUUACUAAGAGAAUCUGAACGAUGCAUUACUACCCAAAAAUCAACAUUUAAAUCACUAGAACAGCAACAACAAAAGAAUAAUAAAACAACCAUAAAAACACCCCUUCCGCCUUUAACAAAUUCGUUCCAACUUUCUUCCUUUUACAUUUCCCGUUAUCAAAUUUGGAAUCAAAAAAGGUACAAACACCCAAUUACUAGAACAGGAAAACAAUUGGCUAGAUGUAAUGGCAAAUUUGUUAAAGAAUCCUGUGUUUUUGGUGUUGAUGACAUGCCUAAUCUUAUUAGGAGACCGGAGCUGGUAGCACAUAAAAUGUAUAUGGAUUUUGAACCUGCAGGUAAAUAAUAAAACAUUGAGAUAAAAUUGCA